AUGGGGCAGGCAGCCUCCCUGGCGCUGUUCAUCGGCGUGCCGAUCGUCCAAGGCAUGGUUGGGGGACUCCUGACCGGGAAGGACGUCAAGGACUGGUUUCCGACGCUGAAGAAGCCGAAGUGGACGCCCCCGGACUGGGCCAUCGGCCCCUUGUGGUCGACCUUCUAUACAAUCACGGGCGUGGCGUCUUGGCUCGUUCUGAAGCACGGAGGAUAUUCUGCGCAAGCCCUUCCGCUGGGGCUGUGCGCCGCGCAGUACGUGUUCAACUUCGCAUGGACGCCCAUCUUCUUCAAGGCACGCAGGCUGGACAUCGCCUUCGCCGAUGUCCUGGUCAUGCUGGGCUUCACCGGCCUGGCCACCAUCGAGUACUUUAAGGUCAGCCCUGCCGCCGGUGGUCUGAUGACGUCAUACGUCGCGUGGCAGUGCUUCGUGGCGGCGCUGAACUACCGCAUCUGGAAGGACAACCAGAAGGUCGAGGAUUAG
Molecule: messenger RNA, 483 nt
Organism: Ostreobium quekettii
Lineage: Eukaryota; Viridiplantae; Chlorophyta; Ulvophyceae; Bryopsidales; Ostreobiaceae
Source: the annotation of a GenBank genome assembly